Molecule: messenger RNA, 1926 nt
Organism: Pseudophryne corroboree (corroboree frog)
Lineage: Eukaryota; Metazoa; Chordata; Amphibia; Anura; Myobatrachidae
Product: hemicentin-1-like
Exons: 9
Coding region: 34-1926 (630 amino acids)
Molecular function (GO): calcium ion binding
Source: RefSeq, a predicted model, not a curated record
UCUCUGACAUACCUGAUUGACACAACUGGUUCAAUGAAGGAUGAUCUUCGACAGCUUAAGUUGGUCAACGGCUGGCUUCUUGAUCAAGUAUCAGCAAAGUUUCCUUGUGGAAUACGGCAAUAUACAAUGGUGGAGUAUAAUGACCCAAGAAUUGGACCUGUGCAAAGCACAGAUUCCAGUACAAUAUUUGAUGGUUUCUUCAAUAACAUUACUGUGCAUGGUGGUGGUGACUGUCCUGAAAUGGUCAUUAAGGGCCUUGAAGUUGCUUUGGAGAGUUCACCUCCUAACUCAGUCAUUCUGGUCUUAACUGAUGCAUCUGCAAAGGAUUAUAAUGAUAAAAAUUUGACAGAUCGUGUAGAUAUGCUCAUAGCUACAAAGCAAUCAAAAAUAUUUUUUCUGAUCACUGGCCAAUGUUCUGGCAUCAUGGACAUAAAAUACCUAAUUUACAGAGACAUUGCCUCAGCAAGUUUUGGACAUGUAUUCAGAGUUAGACUUUCAGAGCUGAACAAAGUGUUCUACUAUUUGGACUUCAUUCUGUCGAGACCUGUUAACAGCUCAGCACGACUGUUCUCUGCGGACUAUGAUGAUGGAGAUAAUAAUGACAGCUUCUCAGUUGCAGAUAACUUUACGGCAUUAAUAGUGACCACUGAUGGCAUAACUCAAUCAGUACAAGUGGCUAGGCCAAAUGGACUAGAAAUUGAACUAAAAGUGAUUGUAUCUGAAAACUGGGGUUCUGUGUACAUUGUUAAGAAUCCUGUGCUGGGAACUUGGACAAUUCAUGUCAGAGGAGAAGGGCUGCACUCCAUACGUGUGGAAGGAUUUAAAGCAAAGAACACGUCAUUUACAGCAUACUGUUCUGACUGUCAUCCUAAUGCUACAUGUGAAGAAUAUUUUGGCAAUAAAGAAUGUUCUUGUGAUGAAGGGUUCAUCGGAGAUGGAUUUACAUGUUGUGACAUUGAUGAAUGUGCCUUCUACUGGUCUAAUAACUGUUCUGACAUUUGUGUCAACACUCUUGGUUCUUAUACAUGUGAGUGCAGAAGUGGAUACACCAGAAGUGUAAAAGACGUAUGUGUUGAUAUUGAUGAAUGCUAUGAUGCUGAUCUCAAUGAGUGUCAUCCUCUGGCAAUGUGCAGUAACAGUGCAGGCAGUUAUUCUUGUUCCUGUAAGGCCGGACACUAUGGUGAUGGGUUCCAGUGUCACCCUGAAGCGUGUACAACAGAUAUAUGUGAUCAAGGGAUGGAAUGUUUAAAACAAGUGGAGUCUGUCAACUGUUCUGAUCCAUGCAUAAACUAUAUCACCAUCAAUGAGCCCUGGAGAAGCACCUUCAAUAUGUUUGGUAGUCAUUGUGACAGAAAUAAAAUUGGAUGGUACAGAUUUACAGGGAGAGGGGGAAUUCGUAUUCCAGAAGGCUGUGUGCCUAAAGAGAAAUGCAGCACUGGGGCACCGAUGUGGAUAAAUGGAUCACAUCCUUCACCUGAUGAAGGAAUUAUAACCCUUACAGCCUGUGCUACCUGGAAUGAGAACUGCUGCCACUGGAGAACCACUGUCAAAGUCAAAGCUUGUCCGCUUGGAUAUCAUGUGUACAAAUUAAAUGGAAUACCCAAAUGCCCACUAGCUUUUUGCACAGAUCCAGCCUCAUGGACUGAGCCAUGCUCAUGUGCAGAGGAUGAGGAAUGCAAAGUGGUGAAUGGAGCUAAAGGAUGUUACUGCAAAGAUGGACUGGAAGUUCUAGUCUGGUCUGAGUUGACCAGAUACUGUAACAACAUUGCAGAAAACUAUAGCACAGAAUUGCACCUGGAGCUUAAAAUGAGAGCAGCUGAUCUCGAAAGGAUGAUCCCAAUCCCCUCCAAGGAAAAAGAACAAUAUAUACAAAUUGAGACUGCACUUCUCACUUUGGAAAAAUAUUUUUAUAUGUAUAUCACAUGA